GAGUGAAGCAGGCUCCGAGGCGUCUGACACCCUCCACUACUGACAGGUGCACCUCUUUAGUGAUACACCUCUCCAACUAUUUGCUAUAGUUGACCGCGCUUUGGAAAGAGCCUGAACUAUAACACACCUUUUUACAAAACCAUUCGUUAUCCAAUGAGUGAACAAUACAGGGGCGCAUUGUGCUUUUACGCAUGGAAGUUGGAAUCAGCCUAAAUAAAUUUACGCAUGGCUGUGUCUAGUCUCUUCGGAAGAUGCAUUGGGGCUUAGGUUGCUCUUGCACUUCAAAAAGUGAGCAACGAUGCGGCGCACUGAGCUGCUACUCGGUUACUUUCUGGUUAAAGUUAUGGUGUGCAACGCGGAGGGCGAGCCGGGUCAGACCGCCGACGAAUUCAUGCUGGUGACCGGGUUUACCGACUCAAAGGACGGGGAUAGAGGAGUCACGGAGAGCCCGCAUAUGGAGGACAAGUGCCGCGGCUACUACGACGUGAUGGGCCAGUGGGAUCCGCCGUUCGUGUGCAGGACAGGCAGCUACCUGUACUGCUGCGGCACCUGUGGCUUCAGGUUCUGCUGCGCGUUUAAAAGCUCCCGGCUGGACCAGACCACCUGUAAAAACUACGACACCCAGCCGUGGAUGAUGACAGGAAGACCACCGCCAAAGGUGGACGUCUCGCUGGAAACCGCGAAGGAUAAAACCAACAUCAUUGUGUAUGUCAUAUGUGGAGUUGUGGCCAUAAUAGCACUGAUAGGAAUUUUCACCAAGCUGGGUUUGGAAAAGAUGCACCGCCCGCACCGAGAAAAUAUGUCAAGAGCUCUUGCACAUGUUAUCCGCCAUCCUGCCUCAGAACAUAUGGACGACAAUGGACUUGGCCCGCACUAUGAGAACAUACAAACCAGAGUCACAGUUAACAGUCUCCAUAGCAACCACAUAAACAACGUGGCUCAAGCAUCAACUUUGAUAACACAGCUUUACCCGGCUGUGGGACACAUUACCAGCCCAUAUGAACAACAGGAGACUGUCAAGGACCUCAACAAGUAUGCCACGCUCAAGGCUGUGGCAGAGAAAGGUAAUGAAAGCUUCUACAGCCACCGGCGGCAAGCAAUUGAGAUGACAUCCAAGGGCAGCCUUCCCAUGGAAGCUGUGGAUAUGGAGCCAGAGCCGAGAAAUCCUUACAGCCCACCCAGACAGAUGUCUGCAAAGCAGAACGGACAUAAGUACAAAAGCCCCAAGAGCCACAGCUCCCAGCCACUGUCCUACGGCUCCAAUACUGUUGCCAGCCCGGGGCAGCUAAGAUCCUGGGAGAGCAAGGACAUGCUGGGACUCCGACAGAGCUAUGGCCAAAAGAAACUGUGCAACAUAGAAAAGGAGCUGCACACCACUCGCUACAUGCCCCCACAACCAUACUUUGUCACCAACAGCAAGACAGAAGUGACAGUAUGAGGGACUGUCUAAGCACCAGGCUCAAAAGCAGUCUGCAUUUAGGGAAGGCCGUAGCUGCUGACUGUGGGUGGUGUUGUAAGAAAUCAGCAUGGACUAUAGUAUGUGCAGUUGUGCAUGUGAUGGGCAGCAUUUAAGUUGUCACGUAAAAGUGAAGUGUACUGUAAUAGGACUCAGUAUCAAUCACUGUUUCUCAGGAGGGCACAGUGAUGAAUAUGCUGUCAUCGAUAUUCAUAAUAAUAAUCCAACUGCUAAAACAAAGUUACAUAACUCAUAUUUAACAGUGGUGAUACAUGUGACUCAGUACUGUUGUCAGUAUUUACUGAGAUAUCAAUGGACCUUGACAUUUAAGUAUAGUAUAUCAUUUCUAUUAAAAGGAACGUUUUCCACCUUGUCUAAUUAGUGUUGAUGGUAAAUGUAGUCAAUUCCUGUGCGUGCUGUAUUGACUCAGAAAACGGAGUUCUCCUGCUCAUGGGGCUGUGUUGGCAGUGCCUACAUGUACCAG
Molecule: messenger RNA, 1940 nt
Organism: Etheostoma cragini (Arkansas darter)
Lineage: Eukaryota; Metazoa; Chordata; Actinopteri; Perciformes; Percidae
Gene: shisa9b
Product: shisa family member 9b
Exons: 4
Coding region: 299-1438 (379 amino acids)
Biological process (GO): regulation of AMPA receptor activity; regulation of short-term neuronal synaptic plasticity
Cellular component (GO): postsynaptic membrane; dendritic spine membrane; postsynaptic density
Source: RefSeq, a predicted model, not a curated record